CGGAACUUUCGGUUGCUUUAGAAUCUCCAGGCUCUCCCCUCGCUGAGGGCGCUCACUGAGACCGUUGGGUCGGCUCCGGCGCCGCAAUGACCAUCUGUCAGUUCUUCCUUCAAGGCCGGUGUCGCUUUGGAGAGCGGUGCUGGAAUGAACAUCCCGGUGCCUGGAGUGCGGGCGGGGGACGGCAGCAUCAGCCCUCAAAUAGUAACAGACGCGUGUGGAAUGCCAACAGCCCAAGAUCCUCCAGUGUUAUCCAGCCGUCCAGUUUCUCCAGACCUGCGCCAUGGGGGGGCAGCAGAGAGCAAGACAAGUCGUCUUUUGGUUCCUUCGAUUCUGGAGCUUCAACUAACAGGAACAGGGGGGUGGGAUUACCUCAGAACCUGUUUGCUUCUUCACCUAGCACUGAUGCACAGAGAGAUGAAAAGAAGCUUCUGGAAGGAAUUGUCAAAGAUAUGGAGGUUUGGGAAUCAUCAGGGCAGUGGAUGUUCUCUGCUUAUUCACCAAUGAAAAAAAAAUCUAGUAUUUCAGGUUUUACAGACAUUUCACCAGAGGAGUUGAGGCUUGAAUACCAUAACUUCUUAACCAGCAAUAACUUACAGAGUUAUCUCAGUUCCAUCCAACAGUUAAUAAAUCAGUGGAAGAACAGGGUGAAUGAACUGAAAAGUCUAAAUACAUCAACUAAAAUAGCUUUGCUCUCUGAUAUAAAGGAUGGACUAAAUCAAGCAGCACCUGCAUUUGGAUUUGGCAGCAGCCAAACAGCAGCAUUUGGGUCACCAGGUUUUCCAGUGAAUAACAGCAUGAGUGAUACUGCUCAAAAUUUUAGUUUUAAAGCAAGCUCUGGAUUUGCCACUGCCCCUUCCGGAAGCCCACCUGUGUUCGGGAGUUCGCCAGCGUUUGGAGCCGUUCCCUCUACCAGUCCUGCCAUCACCACCUCUACUCCAAUUCCUGGGUUCGGGAAACCCCAGGUCACAUCUGCUGCCUCAUUUUCAUUCAAAACCCCUGCAGCUUCAGGAUUUGGCUCACCUGGGUUUUCAGGGUUCCCAGCCCCCAUGGCAGCGGGCCCUCUCGGAGCUCUAGGGGCCCCAGCCUUCGGGAGCGGCAGUUCUGUGGUUGGCUUUGGAAAUCCAGGCUCACAGUCUCACACUACUUUUUCCAAGCCAUCCAGUGACAGUUUUGGAAAUAGCAACACAUCCACCUCUGUCCCCAUCUCAAACGGCAGCACGACAGAUAAUGAAAUAUUCACGCCCAAGCAUCAACUAACAGCAGAAGAACUAGAGCAGUUUCAGUCUAAGAAGUUUACUCUGGGGAAAAUUCCACUGAAGCCACCACCUGUGGAACUUCUAAAUAUUUGAAAGGACAAUGUUAAAUACAGAAAAGAAUGUCUUUUAAAAUUGUGAAUGGUUCAUAUAAAAGAACAGAUAGACACACGUAUGUAUAUGUAUAUAUAUAAGGAGUAGAGCUUUCAAUAAUAAAUUUAGAGGUUCGAAAUUUAA
Messenger RNA from Phyllostomus hastatus (greater spear-nosed bat), 1490 nucleotides. It is a transcript of the gene NUP42, whose product is annotated as nucleoporin 42. The record is from RefSeq and is a predicted model, not a curated record. NCBI's taxonomy places the organism in Eukaryota, Metazoa, Chordata, Mammalia, Chiroptera, Phyllostomidae. Bases 87 to 1349 code for a protein of 420 amino acids. Gene Ontology annotation, cellular component: nuclear envelope. The transcript has 7 exons. Gene Ontology annotation, molecular function: nuclear export signal receptor activity; metal ion binding.